AUGCCAAAAGAAACAACACCACGCUCCAGUCGUCGCCGUGCUGCUUAUGACGUUUCCUUUAAGUUGAAGGUUAUUUCCACUGCCAUUGAGUGGGGUAAUAAUCGGAAAACUGCAGACCACUACGGCCUAAAUGAAAAACAAGUGCGGGAAUGGUUGAAGAAAAAAGACCAACUUGGAGUGACUGCGAAGUCAUCCAAGCGUCUUGCUGGUGGCGGUCGUCAAGUCAAGGACAAGGAUGCUGAUAACAGUUUAAUGUCCUGGUUUGAAAGUCAACGAACAAAUGGUAAUGGAGUGACAGGAAAACAGUUGCAGCGACAAGCAUUGAGAGUUUCUACAAGUGCAAAUUUUAAAGCUUCAGAUGGAUGGUUGCGUAGUUUCAAACAUCGUCAUUCUUUGUCCACUCACCAGAGAACAUCGAUUGGCCAGAAACUACCCCCAGAUUUCGAAGAGACGGUUAUUUUAUUUCACCGAUUCGUAAUCAGACUCAGAGAACAACACCAAUAUCCUUUGUCUGAUAUUUACAACAUGGAUGAGACCCCGCUCCGUUUUGAUAUGCCGGGAAACAAAACUCUUGAACACACAGGCGUAAAGACCGUGCACAUCAAAACAACGGGAAAUGAAAAAAAGGUUUCACUGUGGUGCUCACAGCUGCUGCCGAUGGGACAAAGAUGUUUAGAUUAUAUCAGGCGAACGUUUCCUCACCGGGAAGACGACAGCAGAAGGUUAUCGGUUUGGGAUUCCUGCACAGUUCACCUCACGGACAAUGUGAAGGCUGCACUCCGGGAGCGGAAUAUCGAUGUGGCUGUAAUUCCCGGAGGUCUUACGUCCAUUCUACAGCCUCUCGAUAUCGGCAUAAAUAAGCCAAUAAAAGAAACCAUGCAUGAUCUAUGGGACCUAUGGAUGAAAGAAGGGGAAGCUGAAUUUACCCCAACUGGCAAAAGAAAGUGUCCAUCGAGAGAAAUGGUGGUUCAGUGGGUGUCCAAGCCUUGGGAAAAAUUGUCUGAAACCACUAUUCAGCGAUCAUUUCUGAAGCCUGGGAUAUCAAACAAUCUCGAUGGCAUGGAAGAUGACCUUCUUUUUGACGACCUUCAGUCUGAGGACGACGACGAUGACUACGAUACUGAAGCCAUUGCGGAAGAAAUUGGGAAUAUAUUCGAUGACAGUGACGACGAAGACUGA
Molecule: messenger RNA, 1179 nt
Organism: Saccoglossus kowalevskii
Lineage: Eukaryota; Metazoa; Hemichordata; Enteropneusta; Harrimaniidae
Product: pogo transposable element with KRAB domain-like
Source: RefSeq, a predicted model, not a curated record